AUGCCCUCUUUCCAAGUCUGCCGCCAAUUCGCUGCCACCGGUACUUGCACCUAUGGCGGAAGUUGUAAGUUUCAGCACGUCCGAGGGUCGGUGGCCCCAAACUCUGCCAUACUUUCCUCCACAGGACGGCGAAAGAAACACAAGAAACGGCGUUCAAAAACGACGCAGUUCACCGUUUUCUUCGAUGACUACCCUGGGUUCGACUACGACCCAGGAAAUUCGGCCAUUCUCGAGUUCUACCGGCUUUGUGAUUUCUGUGGUUGGGAUCGAGAGGAUCCCGACCGAAAGGAAGCACACCAAGCCUUCAAAGAUGCGUUAGUUCAGGAGUUUAAUGACAUCUAUGGGACGGACGAGAACGAUAUCGACUCUUGGCACAAGAUAUGUACAGUUUUGGACAUAGACCCCUUGCCUGACACUCUUCAGGAAGCGAGAGAUGAAGUCUUGUCGAAGCACAUCAAUAUCGUCGACCUCGUAGACAAUCCUGGGGGCCAUGUUACCAGUUUUGAAUCCCUUGAAGAUCUCCGCGAGUACACCGUUGACGAAGGGAAAUACUUCCCCGCCGAGAAUGCGUAUGCAGGGGGGCUGCUGAAGUAUCUGCUCCGGGAGAUUCAUGAAGGCCCAGCGAUUUUGGAAGCCGCCGUCGCCGCUUCAGGUAAAUGA
This is a messenger RNA of Pleurotus ostreatus (oyster mushroom), 660 nucleotides long. RefSeq lists its product as uncharacterized. Bases 1 to 660 code for a protein of 219 amino acids. Lineage: Eukaryota; Fungi; Basidiomycota; Agaricomycetes; Agaricales; Pleurotaceae. The transcript has 4 exons. Gene Ontology annotation, molecular function: metal ion binding. The record is from RefSeq and is a predicted model, not a curated record.